UGGUCUUGAUAUCAGUCAGACACUGGGGUUCCCUGGAAGCUACUGAGAAAUGAAGGUCUUUCUGAUCGCGCUCUUGAGCCAAGCUCUGUUCUGUUCACUGGUCCUUGGCCACUAUCUGAAUGGAGAACACCACGAUCAUGAUCACGAUGAUGACCACCACACUAACAAGACAAAUCCUAUACACCAAAUAACACCAUAUAAUGCCAACUUUACAUACAAGAUCUUCUCACAUCUAGCUGCUAAAUAUCCCACCGGCAACCUCUUCUUCUCUCCGCUAAGUAUUUCCUAUGCCAUUAGUAUGCUCUCUCUUGGAGCCAAGUCUCAGACCCACAGUCAGAUUCUGGAAGGACUUGGAUUCAGCACCUCUGGUCUCCCGGCAGAAGACAUCCAUAUGGGCUUCCAUCUGCUGCUGCACGUUCUUAAUCGAUCUAACGAUGACGUCCAGCUCAGUUUGGCAAAUGCUCUAUUUGUUAACAAAGAUAUAAAGCUUCUGGAGACGUUUAGAGAUGAUGCCAGGAACUACUAUCAUUCUGAGAUAGUUCCUACAGACUUCCAGAACACAGAAGAGGCAAAAAAUCAAAUCAAUACUUAUGUGGAGAAUGCAACCAAUGGGAAAAUCAAAGACUUGCUGGACAGUGUGGAUCCAGUGACAGCUGUAGUUCUCCUAAACACGAUUUUCUUCAAGGGAACAUGGAAACACGCUUUCAAUAAGAAUCACACAAGGGAGGGAGACUUUCACGUGGAUGAGAACACCGUUGUGAAAGUGCCAAUGAUGACCCGGCAAGGGGAGUACCGUGUGGCUUUCAUACAGGAGCCAGAAUGUAAAGUGGUCGAGGUCCCAUACAAAGGAAAUACCUCUGCAAUCUUAAUAUUGCCAGAUGCUGGGAAACUGCAUAAGGUGGAACAGGCUCUCCGGAACGCGUCACUGCAGACAUGGACUAAGCUAAUGAGACCAAUGGAGAUAACCUUAUCCGUACCUAAAUUCUCAGUAUCUGCCACACUUGAUCUUAAAGAUGAGUUAAGUGAACUGGGAAUGCCGCAUGUGUUUUCUCACCAUGCAAACUUUUCUGGAAUUACAGGAGGUUCUUUGAAGGUGUCAAAGGCUGUACAUAAGGCUAUGAUGAAUAUGGAUGAGGAGGGAACAGAGGCUGCUGCUGCCACAGGUAUUGGGAUUGAAGUUACGAGUCUCACAAUGCCCAUUCAAUUUAACCGUCCUUUCCUGUGCAUUAUUGUAAAUAAAGACACUAAAACCACUUUCUUCACUGGAAGAAUCGCAGAACCAGGGAAAUGAGGUUACAUGGAACUAACAUCCACUGUUCUCAGAAUAAAGUGUUGGAUUUCA
Pseudophryne corroboree (corroboree frog) is the source of this 1342-nucleotide messenger RNA. Its product is annotated as alpha-1-antiproteinase-like. The transcript has 5 exons. Gene Ontology annotation, molecular function: serine-type endopeptidase inhibitor activity. The record is from RefSeq and is a predicted model, not a curated record. NCBI's taxonomy places the organism in Eukaryota, Metazoa, Chordata, Amphibia, Anura, Myobatrachidae. Bases 50 to 1291 code for a protein of 413 amino acids. Gene Ontology annotation, biological process: negative regulation of endopeptidase activity.